AUGUCAGCCGACACAAAUUGUCAAGAGAACACUCAGGCUAUACCAGUGGCCAGGAUGGAAAACACAAUUGCACCGCUACAGGGAGAGCCAGCAGCAGCCCUUCAGAAAACAUCCAUUUCCAUACCAAUGUCUUUCGGACACUACUCUACUAAUAAGAAUCAACCUUUUGACGAUUUAUCGCUUUCAAAUAUUACAUUAAUUGUUCGCCAACAGCCUAAAGUCGCACGUGCUUGUGGAUUUGGAGAGAGGGACAGGAGGGUGGUCGACCCACCCCCUAUUGUUCAGUUGCACAUAGAUAACCCAGAUUUGCGCUCCGAAGGCAAAUAUUUGCAAGAAAGUGGAAUUCAUCCUGUCGUUCAUUGUUCGUUAUGGGACCCUGAGAAGGACGUCUAUGCUACGACUGUGUCGGACUCGUCCACGACGGGUCGUCAACAACGGCGACUCCUGGGAACUCUGAUUUCGAGUCCUUUCGUGGGUGAAGAUGAACACGGGGUGCCAGGGAUAUUUUUUGCUUUCCCAGAUCUUAGUGUGAGGACUACAGGAAUCUAUUGCUUGCACUUCACCUUAGUCGAGUUCGACUUCUCACAGAUGAAGCCUGGCCACUCGGCGCCUGUGAAGGCAACCAUAAGGUCUGACCUUUUUCCGGUUUACAAUGCGAGAGAGUUUCCGGGACUCAGAGCGAGUACUUCACUGAGCGCAUCACUACGAAGCCACGGGUGCUUACCUUCAUCACGAAAAUACCGCAAGAAUCUGCGAACAAGGCAGGGUAAUGUCCUGUCAGGUAAGGGUAAUGCCGAAACCAGUCUACCACUGUUAUCUGAGACUUGCGAGACUAGUACAUCCGAGGAGAUGUCUCGGUGUGGGAUGUCUAUCUUCUCAGAAGCCUCGGGACAGUCAUCACAACCCCAAACUUUGUUUGAGCAUUACCUUUCUGCUACAGAUGCAUUUGGGAAGCUGUUGCUUGAAGAUGCUGUCUUGGACCAACAUUAUCGGCACCUCAUCUCUGCACGGGACGUUGAGCUGCACAAGUUCGAGGAUAUGCUUUUCCAAAUUCUUGGAUCACUUUCCAAGAGCCUGUUUAUGGAGGCGCAAAGCGUCAUUCAGCAGAAAAUUGCAAAGUUCAUUGAGCGAAAAGCAGACGAGGUCGCACGUGGGGUUAGAGAGGAUGUCGAGGCCCAAAAACAGAUUAAACCACUCUCACACGUACUUCCGGGUACUGGUACGGAGGAUUAUGGUUCGAACAAUCGAAUCAACACUUGGGUUAUGGAGGUCGAAAACCAAGAGCAACAACAAUAG
Cadophora gregata is the source of this 1296-nucleotide messenger RNA. RefSeq lists its product as uncharacterized. NCBI's taxonomy places the organism in Eukaryota, Fungi, Ascomycota, Leotiomycetes, Helotiales, Ploettnerulaceae. The record is from RefSeq and is a predicted model, not a curated record. The coding region runs from base 1 to 1296 and encodes 431 amino acids. The transcript has a single exon.